Molecule: messenger RNA, 1142 nt
Organism: Cygnus olor (mute swan)
Lineage: Eukaryota; Metazoa; Chordata; Aves; Anseriformes; Anatidae
Gene: MRPL1
Product: mitochondrial ribosomal protein L1
Exons: 9
Coding region: 37-1038 (333 amino acids)
Source: RefSeq, a predicted model, not a curated record
CGCAGGCUCGGCGGGGCGGUGCGGCGGGCGCGCAAGAUGGCGGCCGGCAGCGGCCGCUGCGUGUGGAGAGUUCUGGCCCCGCACUGCCGGUGGGCUUUGGCCGGGCUCCGCCAGCCGCUCGCCGCCGCCUCGCCUCGCCCCCCGCAGCCCGUCUGCUGCUACGCUGCGGCCGCCAAAAGUGCAAAAAGAGGUUCACAAAAGGCCAAGCAGGAAGAAACAAAAAAGAAAAAAGGAAUUAUCAGGCGGCCUCUGAUGAGCAAGCCAGUGGAUGAUGUGUACCUGACGUGGCUUUACAAGCGGCCGUCCUAUAACGUAGAAGAGGCUGUCGGUAUGCUGAAGAAAUUUCAGGAACUAGACUUCACAUACCCAAAACAGUAUGUGUAUAUUAAUGUGUUUCUAGAUAUGGCGCAGCAGAAGAAGAAAAAAGUAGAUCCGUUUGCAAGCACUGUUCUUCUUCCGUAUCGCUUUACAGAUGAAGUGAAUAAGGUCCUGGUUUUCACAGAGAAUGAGCAAGAAGCUGAAAUAGCUCGAGAGAAUGGAGCUGCUGUUGUAGGAGGAGUUGAAUUAAUCAAAUGGAUUUUGGAAGAUGAAAUCCAAGUGGACUCCUAUGUAGCUGUUCCGGCAAUAAUGCCUAAACUAAUACCAUUAAGAGGCAAGCUAAGACGAAAAUACCCCAGCACAAAAAGAAAUUCCCUGGGCCACGAUAUCCCCAAAAUGCUACAACUCUUUAGAGAAGGUCUAGAGUACACGGUAGAAGACGAGCGUGUAAUCAAGACAAGAAUAGCAAGACUGGAUAUGCCUACUGAGCAGAUAGUUGCCAAUCUAAAAACAAUUUUAGAGGAUAUCUGCAAAUUCAAGCCAUCAAGUUCUGGUCCCUUUGUGCAGAAGUUGGUUAUUAGAUCUUCAACCAGUGAAGGCUUGCUAUUGAACCUUGAUGGACUUCUUCCUGAGGUAGAGAAAGUAGAAGAAAAAGAAGAGGAAGAAACAAUGGAAGGAGAUGAUGAAGAAAAACCUGUUCAAGAAUCCGUUAGUACCUGAUGCCUUUCCUUGUAGAUCUGAUGAUCAGGCUUGGAAAGCUAAUGGUGGAUUUCAAAUCAUAUUCCGUGAAAAGGAAAAAUAAAUACACAAGUUUCAUUUUUAAA